AUGGGCGACGCAACGAUAAAUAAUAACGAUAAUAAUGCGGACAAGCGAACUGAGGCUGUUGCUCCUACAUCGGAUGAAGCGCCCCCUAAUUCGGAACCUAAAGCAGAAGAACCGAAUGCACAGACUAAUGAAGAAAAACCUAACGGAAUCGAGGCUGGCCAGACGGAAGGAGAUGGCGAGAUGAAUGUGGAACAUGAUACCAACGAAGUUAAACCAAUUGAUGUUGACGAGUUGCCUCUCGAUGCAAAACCGCGCCAUUCUAUUAGUAGUGUUGCUGAAUCAAAGGAUACGUUUGCCGAAGAUUACGUUUUUGAAUGUACCAAACGAGGUGUUGUCCCGCUGGGGUAUUAUAUUAGACAUAUGAGAGACAGUGAACUAGUUAUGCGACAUGCGGAUAUUAGCCCAGAAGACUUCAGACCUCUGGCCAUAAGUCUAAGCCAGAGCAAAUUUAUAACUAAACUUGAUCUCAGUCACAACUGGUUAGGUGAUGAAGUAAGUUAUCAUGAUUUUUAAUUUCUAUUAGAUGUGUCAUAAUUCGUUAUACGUUGUUUAAGUGUUUGUGGACCCCUCCUUUUGCGAAGGUAAAGUACUUUACUGAGGUAAUUCAGCUACAGCUUGCAAAGCUUCCUCGGAUUUUCCCUAUUAUGUAGAAUACAAUAAGCCUGUGCAUGCUUAUUGUAUUGAGUACUGUCUGAGUAUGUACUCAUUUUCACCUGGCAAAUGAUUAGUGUAGCUUGAAUCUAAUGUUUUAUAAAUGAACUUUGUCUUACCAAGGACGAAUGCAAAGUAGCUAUAUCACUUAAAUAAAUCGAAGUGGCUUUUAACGCUUAUGCGUAUGCUGCUGUCUCGUUCAUUAUCAUUCUUUCCAAAUAAUUUCUUAAUCAUGCCACGCUUCUUAACGAAUAAGUUUUGAUUGUUGCUUUAAACUUUAUUCUUCUGGCGGAAACCAAACGAACCACUUCAAAAACGACUGGUCUUGCUAUUAAGUUGACUUCAUACUGCAGUAAUUUCUCCACUUGUUUUUAAUUUGCGCAACAUUGAGGUCCGAUCUGAAAUUCCUGAAAUUGUGUCCCUAUUUUGAGUGAAAACCACUUUUUACCCGUAAGAUGCUGGAACAUUAGUAUUCAUUUUAUUUGCGUACGCUCAAAAACCUUCUAGUGUGUUACGCCUUUUGAGCAUUAUACUUGAUUUUAGUUUUCUAUUUUUAUAUUCUUUUUGUUUCGCAAUGCCUGCACGUACAGCUGUUAAGUAACUCUUUGUUAAGAUUCAUACCGACUUUUUAAAACAUCAAAUAAAGGGGCGAUAUAGUGAACAUGAGUAUUAUUAUUAACGAAGCACAUCACGUUUAAUGAUGGUAGAUAAGGCUAUUAGUUUCGCGGAUGUUGACUUACUUAUGCUAAGUUUUACGUUUUUUGGUCUGCUGUGACAACUUAACUUCGACUUAAAUGACAAAGGCAUUUUAAAAGAAGUAUAUAUUUGACCAACUCCCAACACUUUACUUAUCUGAGGCCAAAUAUACAUGUAAACUCUAUAAAUAUUUUUUCUCGAAAAAGGAACUACGCGACUUUUAGAACAUUUGUUGAUUUAUUUUUACUACCCUUUAUAGCCUCCUCAGCCUAAUAAGUUUAUGGUAUCUCCAGAAGUAAGGGAAUGCAGGUGGUUACGUCAUAUUUAAAAUACGCGAAUUCAGCUUAGUGCACUUUUUGCGUAUGGCCACAUUAAAUGAGGGGAAUUUGAGUUUCUUGUUAAAACGGGAACACUGUCUUUGGAUCUGUUUAAUUUUUCACAGUUUACCGGGAACCCUGUUUGCACUUUGCAUAAGGAGCGACACACUCAAUUAUUGAUACAAAUACGACUCGAAUUUGACCAGCACAAAUUAAAAAGGUAUUAUUCGACCAUUUAAGUAUGGAACUGAAAUAAAAGUCCGCAUUAAAUGAAUAGGGCUGUUGUGAUUCCCCAAGAGAUUAGAAAUAAGGUGUCCGUUUUCGCUUAAAAUAAUUUUAGGAAGUGUUGUACUGCAUUCGAGCUCGUUUCUGUAAUUUUUUACAGAUACAACUGAGGAAGCUCCAAGUAUUGCUUAUUAAAAGGCUUGCUAGUCAACAUGUACUCUUUUAAUAUUAUUAUGUAAUCGAAUUACAGUUUCAUUUGCAAGAAGUUUUGGCUUUUUCACUCGUUUUACCUGAUUUUUGAAUCCGCAUCCAGCUUUGUAAUGGAAGUAACGCUUCCCUUUUUUGCAGAGCGUUUCAGCACUAUGCCAACUGUUUUCCGAAAACGUAUUCAUUGAGCAUUUAUCACUGGCGGACAAUCGCUUUACGGAUGCGAAGACCGAAGAAAUGUGUGACACACUUGCAUCCGUAGCUCAGUUAACCUGGUUGGAUCUGAGUGAAAAUUUUUUCAGCGACGAGUCGGCAAACUUCUUUUCUGACUUAAUGGCCGUAAGUGUUGCUGUUUAUUAAAACGUUUUCGGGAUCACAAUUUGUAAGUGGUUAUUCCAAGAGAAAUGUUGCCUGUGUAUCCUAAAAUGUACGCCAAAGCCUACUUUUACUGAAUAUACGACUUGACGAAAAGUCGCGAAGCAUUUAUGUCUUCAUUCCAGUCAAACAGUCCUUAAGCCAUGGCUAAGGAAUGGACGGUUCUAUUGUUCCAUGAGAUUUUUCGAUCAUUCGACCACGCUUUAGAGGGACGAAAGUUUCGCCUAUUUGGUCCACCGAACGUUCACUUUCGUAAAUAAAUUAUUGCCAGCUGUCAAAAAUCACUUUUGCUCCUAUUCUAUGUCCAACUUUCAGAACACCUUACUACUAAUCAGAAAAGCUUUAUGCCUUCCAGUGUUUCACUUGCUAAGAAGCAUAAUCAGGCAUGGCUUCAUUUCAUGCCUGACAACUCGCGAUUAAUUGAACGUUUAUUUUAGUUCCCAUAUAACGGAGCUUCGGACCUAAAAGAUAUUGUUACCCUCUGGUGUUCUGUCUGCAAAAAGCUGCAUUCGAAAACUCCUAAUUAGUAAUUUAAUAAGAAAAGAUAGGAUGAAAAGCAAGACAAACGAUUAUCUUCAACCGUCUAUUGUUUAUGUGCUGUUGGUAAUAAGACCGAUUGUUUUCAGAGAAUUCAUUUCGCAAGUAGGUACACUCCCAGAGGGCUUUUUCAGUGAGCAGCGAUGAGAGAGAUCCCACGUGUUUCAUAUAUAAUCCUCCGGCAGUUGACCUAUCGGCUGCUGAACUUGUAUCCCACUCGAACCAUUUUUCCUAUCCUUUCAGUAUAUUAGAGAUUCCGAAUAAUGUAUAUCGGCUCCUACGUGGAACGAUAUACUAUAUAGGGAAGGAGCAUUUUGCCGUCACCGCUGGCGUUUGUUAAGGGUGAUAUUUUUGCCAAGUCCUUUUAAACGAUGCCUUAGAUUCAAUUCUGUGGACAACACUCCACGGAGAACAACGUAUUUUCAUCUCGAUCCUUCCAAACGGAUCACUGUCUGAAAGCAAUAAGUAGUCGCAUGCAACUUGCUCGCAAUGCUUUACCGACUCUGGAGGUGUCCGUAGAUAGUCGCAUGCUCCAGCAGUAGACAAAGCAUCGAGUUCAGAAGACGAAGAUGCGAUCACUGGAACAAGAAAUUUAUUGGGCUGACGGUUCGGAUUCUCACUCGAAUCCAUAAUCAGAGACAUUCGCAGACAAAGGUGGUGGUGGCACAAGAAGUGCAGUAUUUAUAGCACGUUGCUGCCGUGGGACCAUGUGCGCGCUGUAAUUAACAGCUCUCUCAAUCAGCGCUGGGGUCGUAAGUGAUGCGGUGGUGCCUUGUCAGUCCGAGUCCGAAUCGUUAAUGGCCGUGAUUUCGUCAUCCGUGCUCGAUGCCGGUGUGACGUUUGCUCGACAAAUAGGCUCACCGUCACUGGGAUACUUGCUCGCCCGCGCCCUCCCCACGUGACUGAUUCCCCUGCCCAGGGAAAAUCUCAGCACGUAAUAUUAUACCGGGAGGUCAUUGUGCUUGUUGAUGGAUUGUGGGCCUGAGAACCGUGACUCGAGCAGCUCGCUGCUCACGCGGUUGUCACCCUCUUGCGAGGAUUUUGGUCUCUUGAAAUUUGAAAAUAUGGCCGGGUCCCGUCGAGUGUGCCGCCACCUGAGAGCGAGCGUCUCCCCGCCUCACUGCUGCUGCGUUCUCGGCAAUUCGCGUACGGAGUAAUCUCCCAGUUUCUCCAACAUAGUUGCUUUGUCCGCAACUAUACCAGAUCCGGUAAACGACUCCAGACGUUUCCUGCCGUGGCAGCGGUUCUUUUGGCCUCAUGACUUGGCGCCUAAUGGUUACUUCCGGCCUGUGUGCAACGCCAACUCCAAGUGAAGUGAGAAGACGACUGACGGCUUCCAAGACGUUCUCACGUACGGAAGAGCCCGCCAACAUUUGGGGCCAGUUGGAUUUGGUCUCUGGUGUCGUUUUUGUAUGCACUGGUUGAAAAAGUUGCGCGGGUAGCCAUUGGCUCUCAUUACCCCUCGACGAUAUUAUAAGUCAGCAACUUUGUCUUCCAUUUCACUACAGCGCGUCUCAACGCGCCGGUAUAGCGCCCUUACGCAACUGCGUUCGUGACUGAUUGGGUGGUUGCUAUUGAAAUUCAGUAUUUGCGUCGUAUUUGUCGCUUUCCUGGACAUUUUGGUUUUUAGGCCACCACAAUCUUUGCGGCAGGCGAGGACAUUCGGGAAGGCCAGCUGGUUAUUUUUCCCCUCCUCCAUCGUAAAUUGAAUGUCUGGGAAGACGGCGUUGAGAUGUUCUUUGAAUGUCAACACCUGAUCCCGUUCGAUGACGACGAAAGUGUCAUCCACAUACCGAGCCCAGAAUUUCGGUCUGUGAUGUCGGAAAACCAGCGACUUCAGCCGUUGUAG
This is a messenger RNA of Spirometra erinaceieuropaei, 4857 nucleotides long. Lineage: Eukaryota; Metazoa; Platyhelminthes; Cestoda; Diphyllobothriidea; Diphyllobothriidae. The record is from the annotation of a GenBank genome assembly.